AUGCCGCCGCAAUCCGUCGUGAUCGUAGCUCACAAAUUUCAUCAAACCAAGGUCGGAGGCUCCGUUGCAGGGCUGCUACAGGGACUACAGCUCAAGCGCAGUGGCAGCAAUGUCAUCGUGCUCGAGCAAGAUCCUUCCAAAGACCGACACAGCCAUGAAUCUGGAGUGUCAAUCGGUCGGACCGUGGUACACCUGCUGGACAAAUAUGACGCUACUGGAAGACCAGCAGCAAUCCCGGCCAAAUUCCUGAGUGCUGCAUGGCAUAAGAGGCUCAGGGUUGUUAACACCCACUGGGCACACAGCAUGAGCAACUGGGGGUGUUUAUAUUUGAUAUUACGCGCAAAUUUCGACGGAUUGAAAUCCGAGACGGUCCCCAACCCACCAGAACCACGCAAAGGAGACGGCAAGGUCGAGUAUUGGCCUGGGAAGAGGGCAGUUGGGCUGAAAUAUGACCGGGAUGCGGGUAAGGUACACCUACAGUACGUAGACGUGACCACAGGCGAGGAGGCCACUGUCAGUGCAGACACCAUCAUUGCAGCGGAUGGGGUACAUUCGACCAUUAGGAAGAUACUCCAGGUACCGACACGCAAAGAAUAUGCUGGAUAUAUUGGCUGGCGAGGACAUGUUGAGCCAGGCAAACGGCUGAUCAACUGGGUAUGGUAUUACGUGGUACCAGACGGCUCUCCCGAGAUGGAUACCAUCUUCACCGAUAUACACGGCAAGGUACACCCAAACACAGUCCCCCAGGGCCUCGUCAAUCCAGGUGUCUGGGCCUCUCAAGUCGCACGGUAUCUCCCACAGAUGACUGCUCCGCUCGCCGAGGUGAUCAGCAAGACCCCCAACCCGUUCGUGACGAAGGUGGGCGAAGCGCAGUGUUUCUCCCCUAGUUUCUACGACGGCCGCGUCGUACUGGUGGGUGAUGCGUUCACAGGUUUCAGAUCACAUUUGGGAAUGGCAUCAGAACAGGCUGCUCGCCAUGCUGUGCAGAUGGACAAGGUGUGGAGGGGGGAGAUGACGAUGGAACAGCGUGAUCGUGAGGCGAUUCUCUAUGCAAAACGGUUCAUCCUGUUGAACAGGAUGGUCGGAUGGACCGGCCUGGGAUGGGUGUUUGCCCUUCUCACAGCAGUGGCGAGCUAUGUCUGGUUGGCCGUUGAGCAGAGCCUGGGUAUCGUCUAG
This is a messenger RNA of Microsporum canis CBS 113480, 1176 nucleotides long. RefSeq names its product FAD binding domain-containing protein. Lineage: Eukaryota; Fungi; Ascomycota; Eurotiomycetes; Onygenales; Arthrodermataceae. Gene Ontology annotation, molecular function: FAD binding. The transcript is spliced from 3 exons. The coding region runs from base 1 to 1176 and encodes 391 amino acids. The record is from RefSeq and is a predicted model, not a curated record.